This is a messenger RNA of Cajanus cajan (pigeon pea), 1622 nucleotides long. RefSeq names its product CASP-like protein 4A3. The record is from RefSeq and is a predicted model, not a curated record. Lineage: Eukaryota; Viridiplantae; Streptophyta; Magnoliopsida; Fabales; Fabaceae.
UAUGUUGAUAACUUUUUCACAAUUCUUUUUCAAAACGUAACUUCAGUAUUCGCAAAACUUUUAUAACUUCCAAUAAAUUCUUUUAUAUAUAUCCUGUGGUUAUUCUUUUCUCUGCAAAGACAGGAAAUAAUAGUCAAAGUUAUAUGUUUCUUAUGCUCUCUUGAAGAGGAAAGAAUAUGAUUAUGGUAUCACAAGCUCGCAUGUGCCUCAAGAUAAUUUUGGGAGAAAGAUGCACUUGAGGGGUAGAUUCCUGUAUAAACCUAUACGUGCUUUUGGUGGUGGCCUGGUGGGUGAAGAUAAUAAACGGUGUUCUGUGACAAGAAUCAAAAGGCAAAACUGGUGGUAGGACUAUGAUACGUGGCACGAUCACAACACCCUUGAGGAGAAGGCGAAGCUUAUUGGAAGAAUAAAAGCGAGGUGGCAGGAAACCCCGAAGCCAAAAAUCCCUACUCCCCACGGUUCCUUUCAACUUUCUCUCUCACUCAGAGAGUCACAACUCACAACACACUCUUCUUCUUUAUUCCCUCCUUUAAAUUCCCCCAUCACACCAUCGUCACUUCCAUCGCACCAUGAACACCCCUCACUUCGAAGCCCCUCACUCCCCUCUCUACGACCGCUCCUCCCCUCUCUCCGACGCCGCCGACCCCUUCCACUCGCCCCAAAACUCCCCAGACAACUCCAGACAUAUCGUAAUCCUCGAGACUUCAGCUCAAUUCGCCCAGGCCGCGCCCCCCGCCCCCGACUCCGACCACCAACCCCCGCCGCUCAAUGUGCCGCCCCAGGUCCUCGUCACCCGCCACUCCAGGCCACAGCCUCGCUCCCCGCCCACCGCGCGGGGCCGACCGAGGUCCGCCCCCCCGCCGCUGCCGCCGCCGCCGCCGAGGCCCUUGAUGGCGAAAAAGGUUGCCCUAGGGUUCCGGUUAUGCGAGGUGGUGCUGUGUCUUAUUUCGUUCUCGGUUAUGGCUGCGGACAAGACCCGUGGUUGGAGCGGUGACUCUUUCGAUCGCUACAAGGAAUACAGGUAUUGUUUAUCGGUGAAUGUUAUUGCAUUCGUAUACGCAGCGUUUCAAUUGGGCGAUUUGGGGUUUGAAAUAGUGAGGAGGAGAAGCAUGAUGAGUCACCACCUGCGUUACCACGUUGAUUUCUUCAUGGAUCAGGUUCUGGCGUAUCUUCUGAUAUCGGCUGCAUCAUCUGCUGCAACACGCGUUGAUGACUGGCAAUCGAAUUGGGGAAAGGAUGAGUUCACUGAGAUGGCGAGUGCUUCAGUUGCGUUGGCGUUUCUUGCUUUUUUUGCCUUCGCUGUUAGCUCAUUAAUUUCUGGCUACAACCUCUGCACUCUCUUCUCCUAGCAACAUUAUAUGCUGUCUCUUCAGACAUGUACACACUUUUUUUUUAUACUUUUUUACUGUUAUGGAGGAAUGCAUUCAUGAGUGUCGCUGCCGAUGAUUUUUUUACUGUACAGCUACAGACAGAAUUGUGUUAGUGGAUACAUACAAUUGCAGGAUAUUCUUCCUUCUUAAAUUGGAAGGAUGGAGAAGGAAAUUUUUUGUUCCCUUUAAUUGUUUAAUCAUUGUAUUUUACUGUUCUUGCGUAAAUGAAGUCAAGAUUUAAGUACUCGCCAA